UACUUUUCCCUCAAGAAACACAAACUCUCUCUCUCUCUCUGUUCAUCACCAUGUUUCAAUUUACCCUGGACCCAUGUGCUCUUCUUCUAAGGCAGGCAGUGACACCGUUCAUUCAGGCGCAAGCCUACAAUGGCGAGAUCUACGUCUCACCGACCGUCGUCACAUUGAUAGCAGAAGCCUCAGGUAGCGUCGUCUUGGUCCUGCGGAUGAAACCUGGGACGUUCAACUCCUUUACCUGCACCAAGAACCUCUCCCUUGGCUUAGACCUCCGUAUCUUGUACCACAAUCUCCUUCGAGCCAAGACUCAUGCAUUUCUCCGUCUCUCUGGCGAUGAAACCAGUGGUCACAUUGACUUUGGGCUCCUCGAUACCAGAACUCUGCAAGGCUAUCGAACUCACAUUCCAUUGCUUUCAAGGUCAAAUGAGAUGUUGCCUGUACCUCAUCUCCAAUAUCAAUUUCAAGUAAGAGUGGCGAUACCUGCGGAGCAGUUUAGGGUUAUUAUCAUGAAGCUAUCCCAGUUCGAGGUGGCAGUUUCUGCAAGCGUAACAGAUACUCAAGUUAGGUUCUUAAAUGGAAAUGGGGUGGCUAUACCAUAUCCUAUUCUCAAGAAGCCAGAGCAGUGUAUUAUUGAGGGUGAUGUGGGGGCAGAUCCAGUUUCCUUGGUGCUCAAUCUCCGUCACGCUAGAGCAAUCAUGAAUGCUUCAGUCAUGUCAAACAUGGUGUGGUUGCUUGGCCAGUCUAAUGGUUCAUCUGUCAUGCUGGAUUGCCCUUUUGGUAAACUUGGUAACCUCAAUUAUUACUUUCCGAAGCCUGAAGCCUGAAGCCUGAAGCUUGAAGGUGAUGAGAAUGGUCAAGAUAAUGCGGUUUGAUCACAAGUGUGAAAUACUUUGAGUUGUCUGUU
Molecule: messenger RNA, 901 nt
Organism: Prunus avium (sweet cherry)
Lineage: Eukaryota; Viridiplantae; Streptophyta; Magnoliopsida; Rosales; Rosaceae
Product: DNA sliding clamp PCNA-like
Biological process (GO): regulation of DNA replication; translesion synthesis; leading strand elongation
Cellular component (GO): PCNA complex
Molecular function (GO): DNA binding; DNA polymerase processivity factor activity
Source: RefSeq, a predicted model, not a curated record